AAGAGGCAACCUGGAGUGAUUAUUGAACUAUGGCAAGGAAUCGAUGGCUACUUAAUAGAAAAACUGUUGCAAGAUCCUCGUUUUCCUGACAUGCCGACAAAGGUUUUUCACUCGCCAGUGUUUCAGCAACCACGUAACUGGGGAAAUACCUUUGGAACCCGAAUCAGAGGCUACUUUGUGCCACAGAAGACGGGAUUACACAUCUUUUUUAUAGGUAAGAAGACUAGACACGUACACUGUAUUUGAUUCUUAUCUUUUCUGCAUGGACCUUAUUUUCGUUAACUCAAGGAAAUAAUUUUGCUACGGACGGAGUUUUGACGUGCUAAUCUGAGUUUCCUUACGGUUAGACGAUACUUUUUUACUUCAAAAGUGGGCGAUAAGUGUCGCAUUUAAAUUGUUUUAGAGACCAAAAAAGUAGCUAAUAGAUUCUUCGCACGUGGUUUGCAAAAAUGGUGUUUUACUUCUUUGCAUGAUUAAUGCUUGUCUCCCGCAUUUAAGAUUUUCAAUAACACUGAUGAAAAUUUUUAACGGGAGAAAGGGGAGAGAUAAAAGUACUUUUCCUCAAAGGAUGUUGAUUUGGUGUUAAGCGGCUAUAAAUUACUUCGAAGACGUUUAUUUUUUUACUCCUUCCUGUUAAGUUACAAACCACCUACAGUACUUUAAAUUAUGCUGAAACAAUGUUUUGCUCCUUAUUUUUUCAGCAUGCGACAAUGAAUGUCAGCUCUUCCUCAGCAUCACAGAUAAUCCAGACCGAAAGAUAUUAAUAUGUCGGGUUCAAAAAGGCCACGAGUCUGAAUACAUGCAAUUCACAUCGUAAGAAGUCUGAUGCCAUAUACUCUCGUAUCAAAGUAAAACAACCAUGGGUAAAACCCUUUGGAAAAAUCAAAUUUCGCGAAUAUAUAAGAUCUAUAAUUGAAAUAUAUAGAACAUCACCGAACUUGUUUUCAAAGCCUUAAGAAUAGAGAAUGAAGAACAAAUUUUAAAUUUUUGGCGAAUAUCAUGGGUUAACCCCUUUGAAAAAACUCCAAUGUCGCGAAUGUAAGGGUUCUAUAUUUUUAAAGUCUAAUUCCAUCUAGACCAUCACCAAAAAGGGGUUAAAGGGGUAAAAGGGGUUAGAAGCAUGGGGUUAACUCCUUGGGAAUAAUCCAAUGUCUCGAAUAAAUAAUAUCCAUAUCUAUAUGGUCUAAAAAGGUUUAUUUACUAUUUACAACGUCACCAAACAUUUUAAAGGCCCAAUUGACACGAAAAUGAAGAAAAAAAAAUUAAACUUUUUGUUUAAAUCUUGGGUUUAUCCCUUGAAAAAAUUCGUUUUCGCGAAUACAUAACAUCUAUGUACUUUAAAGUCUAAAAUAUUUUGUUUUCAUGAUUUCUGGAAAAUCACCAAACAGUUUUUCAGUACCUAAUUUACUCAAAAAUAGAGCGUGUAGAUAUUUUUAUUUUUUGCCAAAAUCAAGAGUUAACCCUUUCAUGGGUAAAAUCUAAUUUCGCGAAUAUCUCAAAUCUAUGUUUUUAUAGUCUAAAAAGCUUUGUUUUCUAUCUAGAAGAUCACCAAAAACAUUUAUCAAUACCUAACUUACUCUAAAAUAGAGAAUGUAGAGUUUUGCAAAAACAAUUUUGCCCAGAAUCAAGGGUUAACCCUUUUGGAAAAUUCAAACUUUGCAAAUAUAUCAGAUCCAUAUUUUCAUAUUGCAAAAAACCUUGUUUUCUAUCUAGAAUACCGUUAUAUUAAAAAUGUUUUACAAGAGCUAAUUUACUUAGAAUAGAGAAUGACGAAAUGUUAAUUUUUUGGCCAAUGGUAACCGCUUUCGAAAAAUACAGUUUCUCGAAUAUAUAAGAUCUUUGUUUUCAUUUCAUCUAGAACAUCACCAAACAUUUCUCCAAGGCCUAUUUUGCCAAAAAAAUAAAGAAUGAAAAAAAUUGAACGUUUCAAUUUGUUGCCAAAAUCAUUCCUUAUUGGAAUUACGUCUAAACUCCUCGCCAUCGAGAAUCAUGCGAUUACAGAACUGUCGGUCAUUACGCUUUAAAUACACUGUAACCUGCACUAUAGUAUUUAAUAAUGAUAAUAUUUUUUAUUCAGCCAUGAGAAGUUGAUCAAGGUGACAAAGUAAUUUUAUUUGAUCAUUCUAGUUACCAAGAACAGCAAUCUGACCCUAUACCACUAAGAAAAGGUUCGUAUUACUACAUCGAGGCGCUUCACAAGGAGCAGUAUGGCAGCGACCACAUUGAGGUAGCUGUUCAGACGCCCGAUAACAAAACCUAUGCACCCAUCCCCUCCCAGUUUCUGUGGACACUUGCGCCCUCUAAGAAACAAGGUACGGAUGCCAUUUUUUUUCUAAUUAGUCGAAUUGUUAGGAGCUCUAAGCUAUACUAGAAAAGAGAGGAUGAUUAUACAAAUGCCUGCCCUAACCACAAUUUCCAUAAUACUACAUAACUCUCAAUCUAGCAAAACCUAUCGUUACUUGUGGUAGUCUGAAACUUCCCUCUAAAACGAACUUUCAUACAAUUUACAAUCUACAAAGCCACAAUAACAAUUCAUUUGUGUAAUUGUGACAUCCUUGCAUAAACAUUGCAUGAGCCGUUGUUCUAUUGGUAUGCGGGGCAAACAUGAAGUUGUGAUCAAGAAUGAAUGUUUUUAGAAUCUUCAGAAAAUUGUCGGUUCAAUUUUAAACUGAUUCAUUGCAAUUGCCAUUUGUUGGACUUACCCAGGAGAUAUCGUCAAACAUCUAUUUUGUUUUACAGCUAAAGGAAACGUGCUUCUUCUUAUGAAGAUUGCAGCAAAGGCAGGCGCGAAGGCGGGGGCCUCCCUUGGCAUAGCCGAAGCUCAUAAAAGUGGGGCAAAUGCAGGAGCCAGGGCUGGGUAUUCAGCAGGUGCGAAGGCGGGAGCAGAGGCUGGGGUUAAAGCAGCAACUGAUGCAGCUACUAAAGUAGCCACCCAAACACUAAAAAUCGCCCUGGCGAAACUUGGACUACCGAAACCAGUAAGUUUCGAUUCUUGGUGAAUCUUAAGCUUUUAGAAGGAGAAGAAAAAAGGGAGGACACUGAAAAAUUAUUCAGUGGCAAUUAAUGAUUAAGAAAAUGAAUAAGAAUUCAAUUGAACAUGUAAAACUUACAACAACACUUCAGUUUUAUUCAAGAAAUGCAAGAAGGUCGUCUGAAUCUCAAGAUCUGUAGUCUCCCGAUCGUGUCUUCAGCUAAUUUUAUGAAUGAACAAUAGACAGAUAAAUUACUUUUUGAAAAUGUUUAUUCGAAACCCAUAAGUUAAUCCUUAAAAGCAAUUAAUUCGCGUAACACUAACGUCCACGAAAGGAAAAUCGGCUGAGCACAUGGCAAAAUUCAACACAAAAUUAUUUUCACUUCGGAGCUGGCACAUUUUGUACUUUUUCUUUGACGCCGAUGUCAAAAUGUACAAAACGUUCAUGUUUUAUCAAACGCCAAAAAUACAGAAUCUUUCAAUUAAAAACGUACUUUCCUUGACCAUAGAGUACAGAAUGUCCCUGAAAUUUCUCCAAGAACUUCACUACGUUGGUUGUCUCAAUACAAGCCAAGCGCUUCGCCGUUAAUCUUGCGAAACCUUUCGUUUGUCCACAAAAAAUAAGCCGAGCAUUCUUUUGAACUUUUCCUUUCCAUUUGUGUCUUUCAUCGGUGAAUUUUCAACCUUGAAAUGCAACACUUUGGUCCUGAAAACCACAGCAUGGUUAAGGCGUCCAAGCCAAUUUAUUGAAAAAGGAUGUUCUUCACUUUUUAAACAAUAGGCGACAAAAAACUCUCUUGAAAAGGAGACAAAAAACUCUCUUGAAGGAGGAGAAGAAUUCGUAUCAACUUAGUCCCUCCCUGAAAGAACCUACGGACGUAGGGACGUUAUAACUAAAUUUUCCUGCAUCAAUAGUUUCCAAUUUCCAUACCAAUGGAGGCUCGCCGCGCGCCUGCUAUAAUAUAAUAGCGAAACCUCAAUUGCUAUAUAAGAGAAGAUGGAAACCUAUCGAUGCGAAAAAAUCGGUUAUGACGUCAUCGUGCGCCUGCCCGUCCGCUUGUACGGACCAGCAGGGAAGGACUAAGUAGAUUCUGCAAGGGAGGGGACAGGAAAUCCAAGAAAUGCAGCUUGCGUUUGUCUUGGAGAAACGAAAACCAGUCCACCUAGAGGCAGCCAAUGCCUGUCGUUUCCAGUAAAGAUAUUGAAUUACCUUUGUUUGAGGACAAACAAAAGUUUAAACUUUGACAAUAUGGUUUUAAGGUUGUGCUUUUAAACACUGAUGACAGUUACAUUCCGGACUCGAUAGAAAAAAACUCAAAAGUCGGCACGAUUUCUCUUUCAGGCCUUUCCUAUUUAUUAGGGAGCUUACGCAACGACGACGGCCACGGCAACGAGAACGUCAAAAGAGCAAUAAGGUUAUUAAGAAAAACAACAACUCUGCACGUGCAUCAAGCUUUUUUGUACAUUUUUUCUCGUCACUGCACGACUCACGUGAAAUGCCUAAUUUUACGUUUUAUGGAGGACGUAAACAAGCGGCAGCGAAUUUUCUUUCUCUCUCAUAACUUGAGAGCGGUCCCAAACCAAUCAUCUGCUGGAAAAUUCGCCAACAUUUGACAUUUUCAGCGAAUUGGAGUAAAUGUGAAUUCAUUUUGAAAGCUACCUUUUCGCUGCCGUCGUCAUUGUCGAUGCUAAUUAAAGCUCCAUAUAGACUCUAGAGAUCGUAUCCUGUAAAUUGGCUGCUACCAAAGAGUAUCCUGCAUUAAAACAUUUUUUUGUUGUUGUUCAACAUAAAACUCUUAGCUUACUGGCAGAGUUUUCGUCUCAGAUGUGUUUGCGGGAUAUUUCAUCUUAAUCACCCAACCCUUCCCUCAAAAGGAGGAUUCUUUUUAGUGGCUUAGAGUUAUAAGUUAAUUGCUUUAUUAUAAGUAUAUAAACGGAGGCUUCGCUUUUAGUCCUGGCUAAAUUGAUAUAUUUAAACGGAGAUUUUCUUCUCCGUUUUACAAAAAAAAAAAUACACGUCCAUAAGUAAUAACCUAUUCGAAUCGUUUUCGCCUGUCCACACGAAAACGCCGGAUGGAAAUACGAUAGCAUAUCCUUUACGGAUAGUGCAUAAUGCCAGUAAAAUAUGAUGUAUGACAUCAUCGUAUUCGAAAACCUUCGUUUUUGUCGAUCCAUACGACUCAUACGAAAAUGAUAAGCCGGCGUUUUCAAGAAUCUCCUCUAAGGAGAGCAUUUUUGGAAAGGUGCGUUUUCAGUGACCGUUUUCACCAGAUACGUGUGGAGGGUAGGCUAAACCUGAAAAAAAUCUCCCUUUAAAAAAAAACCGAUACGUGUAGACGGGUCCUGAGAGGAUUCAUGACUAUCUCUAUUACAAUGAUUCAUGCAGGUUUUUAACAUAUACGCGACAAAUGGCACGGUGAUCUCAUAUCGACCCGGAGCACCUUCCCAAGUACAGGAGGUUUUCAACGGCAGUGUGAUUUCACAUCCGCAGGGGGCAGGAGGUGCCGCUGGAGCAAUAACUGGCACUGGUUUUGGUCAAGCAACAUCACAAGCCUUCGGUACUGCCACAGCAGAAGGCCAAGCAAGUGUUUCUGCAACUACCUCUCUUACGCUGAAUGCAGGGUACAAAUUCCUUUCUUUUAAUCUUCAACAUGGUCAUUGUUAUUUAGUUGGUGGCUGCGGUUAGAGAAAACGAUCAAAUCACUACCAUACCUAAGCAUUUUUUACUUGAACAAACAAUUACAUCAAAUAACAAAAACUUCAUUGCAAAUUAAUGUAAAAUACAAACCAAUAUGAGAAGCCAGGAGCCCAUAACCCAGAGCAAGCAACUCCCAUACUAAGCCCAUGUCACGGCGUUUUUACAGACCGCUUUAUUUUUAGACACAUUUUAGGGCAAUUUUUCCGGUGAAGAUGGAAUCUCCGCCACGUCUAUAAACGCAUUAGGAAAUAUAAGACAUCAAAAAUGAAAACCUAACGUCAUUAAAAGGCAAAAAUUAUCAUUUUUAGGUCUGUAGGUUUUGCUGACUGGUUUGUGGGACUUAAAAGAUAUUCUAAAUUGGCGCCAAAACCGUUCUAAAAAUAAACUGGUCCGUGAAAAUGCUGUGACACGAGUGCAUGGAAGUUGCUCGCUCCAGGUUAUGGGCUCCUGGAGGAGCCAAAUAUUUACAGUACUUAAAAACCUUCAAGCUGUAAAGCAAUUUCCGUCACAUCAGUUCCUCUGCGUUGUCAAAGGAACGAUGCCAGCCGCAAAAAGUAGCCACCGGGGUCAAUUUAAUAAAACGUUUACACUUGUUAUUUACAAGUGUGGCCAUGGUUCAAGAGUCUGAAAACAAUAGCUACUCUCCUAAACGUUUUAUUAAAUUGACCCGAGGUCAACAUCAGCAAUACCAUUGUAACUGUCAUUACUGACUUACUACGGGCGACAAGAGAAGCCCGCAAUCCUAAUCUCCAGGUUGUUAUUACGCAUAGGUGGCAUGUAUGUUUCCAGCAUUCGUUUGGAACUUCCACUAAAAAUGGAUGGAAUGCAAACGCAAUUUGAUCUCGCCCAUAAUUCGACUUUCUAUUCCUCUGUCAAGUGAAACGUAGCCAAAGCACAGCGUUGGAGCAAGACGAGCAAGUGAGCGUUGGACCUGCGAUCGUUGUUGCCCGCACUCCCUAACCUUUGGUUAUUACUAGUUAUAAGAUCUGACGCUGGUAUUUCAAUCGAUCAGUCAUAUUGAAGUUGCCUUUUUGAUUGUCACUUAGUGCCACCGCCGGCGUAUUACAAGGGGCCUUUGUAUACAAUGCAGCGAAACCCUACUACAUAUUCCCGAACACUUCUUCUGGCGUAUAUAUCAUAGCGACACAUAAAAAGUUUAUACAGCGUCACGGAUUCGCUCGAGUGCGUAAGUAUUCAAAAGCAAAUCAUCUUAUAGUCAAGUCGAAGUAUUUUGUGCCAACUACUGCGUAUCUUCUUUUUCAUCCCCUGAACCCUCCACAAAGUCAAGUUACGAAUUCCUGCACCAGUGGCGGAUCCAAGGGAGGGGCUCGGGGGGCCCGCUCCUCCCCACCCCUUUAUGUUUAGACCAAACUGAGGCUCCCCCCCCCCUUUUCUCAAGGUCUGGGUCCCGCACUGUGUACAGUUUAUAUUCCUUUACCCGAGUUUGUCCUUUUCAAUGAAUAUAUUAUUUGAAGGUUAACGGGUAUUUUUAGAAGGUAUAUUUUUUCCUUUUUUACCAUAGUUGUACACGGUGGUUUGUACGUGAUCUAUUCUUUAGACGCUCCUGCCUUUCAGAACCCAGGUGAAAAUCUUUGCUGGCGAAUCACUGAUGGAAAACUGGAGUUAGCACGUCGCUGUCAGGUAACUAUUAAGCCGAGUUCAAAAAAGGCCAUAUCCCAGUUGCAAAAACUUUCACUUUAAAUAGCGCGAGGCUACGUGCACAGGACCUGUUUGUCAGUGAAAAUGAGUUCUAUUUGCGUGAGAAUAGAAAAUCAUUUCGCACUUGGCCUCGCUUUGAAACAAGUCUGAGGCAUCUCAGAAGUGGCCUAUUGCUUUACUACGAACGUAACGGGCAAAUUUUGUUUCACAAAAAGAACUGAAUUGAAUAGCAACUACCUGAUGAUACAUUGGAACAACCUUUGUCAAUUCUGUUAAUUUUAUCAAUUCACAUGGUACCUUUGUUUUACUUUAUUAACAAAGCCAUUUAAUUGGAAUAUUCCAUUAUAAAAAUACUUAUUCCUUUCUUUCAAUUGUUUCUAGGUUUUUGUAGCCCAUAUUCCCGGAUUCGUGAAGCUUACCGAAGAAUAUCAAACCAUAUCGUUCGAGUCAAUGUGUUCCCCUGGUAACUAUAUUCGACAAAAGAACUACAGAUUUGUCUUGGGUAGAACGGGAAACGAAUUUUUCCGUAAGUUUGAAAUAAAAACAUCUCCAAGGGCUUUUAAGUUCCUGUUUUGGAAUUUAAACAGGUAAACCUGUAGCUUUGAAAGAAAAUUCAGGAAAGAAACAUUUUAUCAUCAUUUUUUGUUUUUCCCUUUUUUUAAAUUGUUCUCACUUUUGCUUCUUCUCCUCCCCUCCUUCUCCUUCCCCUCCUCCUCCCCCUCUCCCUCUUCCUUUCCCUUCCUCCUACUCCAUCUCCAGCUCCUCCUUCCUUCUCCUCCUCCUCCCCCAUGCCACCUCCAUCUCCAGCUCCUCCUUCCUUCUCCUCCUCCUCCCCCAUGCCACCUCCACCUCCAGCUCCUCCUCCUCCACCUUCAGCUCUUCCUUAUGUUUAUUGUACUUAUGUUUAUUGUUUACCUCCUUUCCUCCUUCUUUCCUCAUCAUUUGACUAUAUAUAUUGACCCUUCCAAUUUUUAUUCCUUUCUGGAAAUUCUGCCGAAAAACGCCCGAGUCUCUUUGCAACCCCAGUAAUUUGAUAAGACUGGGACAGCUUUCUCUAUUUUCUUGUGCAGCAUCAGCGCUUACGUGAGGACCGUGAUAGAAGCUAAUCGCAGAAAAUUAUUUGAAUGCAGCUUUACAUACAUUAUUGUCAUCAACAGUCCUAUUCAGGACUACCCUCACCCGGAUAAUCAUUUCCAUCUACUUAUUACAUGACUCCUGGGUUCAAACCAUUUACUACUCUACAUAAAUUAAUACACUGUACCUUAUUGAUUUUUAGAGAAGGAUGCCAGUGCAGUUUUUGAUCACGUAUUUUCGUUGCCUGAAGCAUUUCAAUUUAGCCUCUUGAGAAAAGGCUGGUACAUUUGCAGAAGCAGGGACAAAGAUUACCACCGAAUUCAAAUUGUGGCAGACUUCCACAUGUCUCCCCUCAUUUGGCUGAGACGUUGCUCAUUUGUCCUAAGACCCAUCACUGAAAAGGAGAACCCUCUAAUGAACUGUUUCAAUUUGCUGACUACAAAGCCCCCGGUGACCCUUACAAAGCCUGCUAAACCAACCACCCGGGCAACAACUAGCACAACUCCCCAUCAUCCUGAAGGUACAAUUGAAUAUUUUCAUAUCAUUCAUAUGUUUCAUAUCACUCGUAGUUUUUAUGUCAAUCAAGAGCCCAUAACUAGCAGCGAACAACUCCCAUACUAGGCGUAGGUCUGUCACGGCGUUUUCACGGACCCCCCUUAAUUUUUAGAUGCAUUUCAGAGCACCAUUUUUCGGGAAAAUGGAAGCUCCAGUGCUUCUAUAAGAAGACGUACAGAGGAAAGGAAAACUCAGCGUCAUUAAAAAGUGAAAAAUACCAUUAGAGGUCUACGGAUUCUACUUACUCGCUAAUUCUAAGUUGGCGCGGAAAUCGUGGAAUGGCCUACUUGCCCAAUAAGAUCAGGGCAAAUAACAACUUAGCCGCCUUCAAGGAGGGGCUUAAAAAAGUGAUAAACCAAAUGCAAUUUAGUGGGAGAUUUAGACCUUCAGAUAAGGGGGUGCCCGGUCAUCCAGACCCUGACAAAAGCGAAAGGCCCGGUCUCCAAAAAAAAAAUUUUUUGGCCCUUCGGGCCUCAGUUUGGUCUAAAAUUAAAGGAGGGAGGCCCGAGCCAGGCACUUCCCCUGGAUCCGCCACUGCAAUUAUUGUAAACUGAAACAUUGUAAAUAGUCAGAACUGUAGUUAGAAACCUGUAAAUAGUAAAAUGUAAAUGAUUUCAUGCAAAGUCGGCCGAGUAAAUAUUUUUAGUCUCUUUUCGUUACUACUAUUCAGUUUGAGUUAUAUUAUACACGGCCACGACACAUCAGCUACGCUGUUUAAAUGAAAGAUAAUCUUGUCGUUCUAAAAAUAAACUUGUCGGCAAAAACGCUCUGAAAUUUUUUUUUUUUUUGAAUGAUAAGAUUACUUCGUCCUGUAAUUAAACUGUAAUACAGUUAAAGGCAUAUCCAUUAACGUUUUCCCAGCUUAAAAUUUAUAAAGGAAUUCUAUAUCCGUUGUCAGACACGCACAAGAAGCCAAAGUUGACAGAUUAUAAAAACAUUUUCAGGCCUCAACAAUUAUCCAUUAGUUUUGGUCCUGCAAAGUCCAUAAGUUUAUAGUGGGGUACAAGUGUGUUUCUCUGAUUUCAAGUUCGAUCCUUUGAUACCUAGGCCCUUGUGUGCAUAUACGUUUUCACAACACUGCUGGUGUGCCCUUCGUGUUACAUUCCAGUCUUAAGCCGGAGGGAUAUUUGGUCACAGGACAGAUGUUAGAGCUUCGUUACGUAAUAAAAAACAAUCAAGUGCAAACGCAGGUCGCUAAUGACCAUUCUGAGCGACAAAUGCAGCUUCCGGUAAGACCACGCAUCAUUCUACCCACUAAGACGAUCUCUUAAACUUGGCUAAUCGAUCCAGAUAGAACUUCAGCUAUCAGUAGUAUCCGGAAUGUUCAGGCACGCUCUAAAGCAGGCUCCAAAGAAUUUACUAUUUUGUCUGGCACACGUGCUAAGAACCAAUUCUUGUACAGUGAUUGCGGCGUUUAUUUUCAUUUUCUCUGAGUAUACUCGUUGUGUGCGUUAGUGUUGUCAGCUUAUAUAGGCAAGUUAGAAUAUAAUGUUGUAGUUAAUUUUUUAUCUCAGGUCAGUUUUGUUUUUUUUUAUUUGUGUCAUGACGAUCAACUUCUUUGGCAUACAUUACAAUACCCAAAAACAAAAGAAAAACAAAAAUUACCAGAGGUAAAAAAUUAACUGCAACAUACAUACACAGUGAAAGCGCUAUUGGAAUAAAAUAUCUUUAUCUUUAAAUAUCUUUUAACUUUCUUUUAGAAUUUGGACGUUUUAGUAACUAGAUGCUGAUUUUUCCAAUGUUCAUAAGGUAGAUAGUAUUUUGAGAUACGAAACACUUGAGAAGUUUAGAGAGCACUCAAGUAUAGUCAGAAUAUAAUGGCCCAUCUCGGUGCCCAAGGAGAUUGAUGAAGUUGAGGUUGACGGAAUUUGUUCCAAAAAUAGCACAUUUCAUUAUUUCGAUGGAAUCACGUAGACCCAUCGCUUGCGGUCUCCUAUCCCGAUGAAGGCUCCAGGUAUGAACUGUAAACUCCUCUUAUGGUUUCCACUUCGCAGUUACUGAUUUUUUCCUAUUCACAAUUUUUUUUAGUAUGCGGAUGAAUUGCCAGGGGUACAACAGCUUGACUUUCACGAAGCUGUUUCUAAACCAUUUGGAAAACAGACAGUCGUUUUCUGGGCUACAGAUCCAGCAGGAAAGUACAACAUUCUCUUGGAUGGAAAAAAGAUGUUAUAUGCUAUUCCUGGUCUUCAUUGUGAUAACUUCAUCCAAGUUACCGUAACUUCCCACCCUAAAAUAAGUAUGUGUAGCCUCUUAGCCUCCCUAAAAUCACACGUUACCUUCACUAAAACAUUGAAUAGUAAAAUCGAAAAAUAUCCUGCUCGAGUUUAGUUCCAAACGGAAUCAAUGUUCAGUGAAGUCUGAUGUGGCAGGCAUCCUGCAAAUUAUGACAUAUCAACCUUUCAGACGACGACCCUUCUCUCCAAGAGCUGUUCCUUUAAUAUUUCGUCUGUUUUCAUGUUCUAGGUACUUCAACUGCAAAGCCCACGACGCAGAAAUUAGCAUCAACAGUUAAGCCAACUCCAACAUACCCACCUACUCCUCCUCCUCUUCCGCCUUCACCACUUCUUCCUCCACCUCCUCCACCUCCUCCUCUUCCUCCCCCUCCCCCUCCUCCUUCUCCCCCUCGCCCUUACCCUCCCCCUCCUCCUCGUGCUCUGCCCCGAGCUCACCCCUCUCCCCUUCCGCCCCCCCCUCCCCCUCCUCCACCUCCUCCCCCUCCCCCUCCUCCUCCCCCUCCCCCUCCUCCUUCUCCUGCCCCUCCUCAUGCCCCUACUCCACCACAUUUUCCCCGUCCUCCUCCUACUACAGUUUCUCCUCCCCAUCCUCCUCUACUUCCGUUUCCUUUUAUCCCUCCUCCUCCUCCUUUUCCUAUACCUAUUCCUCCCUCUUUUACUACGACACCAAGACCCGCUCAAAGUCUCCCACCCUCGUGCUUGCCACCAGGUACACCUCAUGAGCCCGGAGUCCCCACUGCGUGCCAGAUGCCUCCCCUACCUCCGAUCAAGACACCAAUACCGUCUGUUACCUUACCGACCAUGUCUCCGUUGCCGAACUUCCCUUUGCUAACAGGUGAAUACUCAGUCUACGCAGUGAUUUUUUGGGAAAAUCUAAAUCCGUCUUUCUGUAUUUAAAAACGGAUUUUGCUUUUUGGCACUUUCAAAAACAGAUCAUGAUCUAUAAAACCCACAAUCUCGUAUAAAUGAGGAUGCAAUUGCUUGGACCAUUUCUACGUAAUCGAUGUCCUCGUCCUCAUACUACGUAUACGUAUACGUAGCGAGCAGCGAGCAGCUUAUGCGGUGAGGUACAUCGCAUUAAUAUAUCAAAUAAGUGAAAUUAGAAACUGAAAAGAUAGGUUUUCGGUUGUCACUUAAAUGUGCUAACAGAUUUACAGUUACAUAGAUGUAAAGCAAGCGAGUUCCAUUACCUGGUGGACGCAGCAGAAAAAAGCAGUUCCAAAAGGAAAGGAAAAAGGAAUGAAAGGAAAGGAGGAAUAAAAAAAUCAAUCAUAUCCCGUGCCACUUUUCUGCCGUACCUAAUCUAUCAGAGAGGUUUCCCUUCUUAUCAGUGUCUCCGUGUUUAAACAGGCUAAUAAUAUGGAGUUUUAAAACAGCCAUAGAGCUCUAGGUCCCUGGGCGUAUCCCCUAUAAUGGACCAUGCGGGAAGGCUCUGCCCAAAAAGUUCGGUUUUGUAAAACAACUAAUUAUAAUGGAUUCAUAUUAUAGCUGUGAAAAAGUCAAGGAAACGUCGUGGUUGAGUGAUUUAUUCAUAAUAAAAAGAGGGUACAUUUGACGUCAGUCAAAAAAGGAUGCCGUGUUCUAGACUACGUAUGUGAAAGGGGUACCCUUUGGCAAAAGAAGGUACACUAAAGGGUAAGGGGUUUUCCUCGUUAGCGGGGCCUCUCUGGGCUCUAAGUACAGUAACUCGCGACUUUCUACUGUUAAUCCGUACCGGUACAUUACGUUUUACUUGCACGUUAUUGCUUAUUCUCUAUUCUGGUUCUAGGUUUUGCUGGUUGUAUGCUGACACAUGGAGGAACAUCACAAGGCGCCUGUUGUAUGUUUCCGUUCAUUUAUGAGGGAAUUCCACAACACCGCUGCACAAGAGCUAAGCGCUCCUACCGCUGGUGCUCGACCACUGCUAACUAUGACGCAGAUAAUGAGUGGGGAUUCUGCCCAACUUGUUUUUUGAGUUACGGUGGUAACUCCAAUGGUAAUUGUUGUCAUUUUCCUUUUAUAUACGGCCAGAAAAUUUACAUGACUUGUACAACUCAGGAUGACACCAGGCCUUGGUGCGCCACUACCUACAACUAUGAUGGCGAUAAACAAUGGGGUUACUGCGGAGGUGAGUAUGAGUAUUCCAAAAUAUUCUAUAACAAUUAUUUUUUGGUUUUUGAUUAUCGCUAGCACGAACUAUUUGGACAGUCCCUCCACAAAUGCUAUAAAAUGUUUUGUCCCAGGCAUAGAUUAUGAUGAGACAUGACACAGAUUUUUUGAGGUGAAGUGGAAACCUUUGCAGCAAGCAGUUUAUGUCUGAUUUGGACCCUGUUGGGGAACAUUUACCUCAAUUGUCAAAUAUUUUGUCUUAUUUUUAGACGAAAAAAUUAAAUUUGUACGAGCGAGGUACGAAAAUUUGCGUUUAAAUUCUAGUUUUCCUUAAUUAUUAAAAAGUGAGUCAACCAAGUAAGUCAAAUAUGUUAAAUACAAUCACUUCUCAAGAUUGAGAAAAAGCUAUAUUUUCAUUCACAACAUAGGUGACGCCCCUGGCUCCAUUCCUCAGCCAAAAAUUGUCUUUCCACCAUGCACUUCUGACUGCGAUAGUAAAUGUGUUGACCACUGCCCAGACUACUGUUGCGUUAAGGGACUAGAGAGCAAGGAAAAUAGACUGACACAGCAAGUCAAAGAGGACCGUCCCGUUACAGACCCUCCUACCAGAGGUUUUAAUCCACAUCAAGCGCCACUGUACUGUCCAGACACCUGCUCACGUAUUUGUUCCAUCUCUUGUCCAGAUGAAUGUUGUGAUAAGGACCCCAAAGACUGGACUGAGACGACUUCACGUUAUACAAACACUAAGCCGUGCCCGGCUCAUAGUUGUAAUUCUAGAGGAUGCUCUUCCAGUUGUCCGUCACAUUGCUGCCAAGCAGAUAAAGCCUCUGAGGCAGGGCAACUUGAAAUUUUUGAACCAUCUUCAUCACAGACCGCCAGCCAUCGUUCAGGACUGUCUUGUCCUGCUUUGUGUUCUAAAUCCUGCUUGGAGGGGUGUCCUGAACAUUGUUGUCACAAAACGAACCAGAAACAAACAAAGAAGGUUCAGCAUGGGAAAAAUUUUUUUUAUGGUAAUUCAGUGUUGAGGAAAAAAAAGUCUGAUUAAUAGAUUUAAUUUUAAAAUACUUUAUUUUUUCCUGCGUUAAAGGCAGUGUCUGUAUCAUAACAGUACAAUUAUGUGCAAAUUUAUAAUUUUCACAAAAUCUUCUCUUGUCAUGUGUUCCCAAAACACUCGACAGUAAGAUGGUUUUACCCCUCUAGUCUAUAUUGUGAUCAAAGCCCUCGUUUCAACCGAAGCUUAUUUUUUCCAUGUGCUACAAUAAAUAUUAUAUCAAUUUUACUGUCUUUCUAAGAACGGAAUGAUCUUCCUCGUAUUAUUUUAAUGUUUUUUUUACUCCAAACAGAACACGAAAGUUAAUUUUCAGUCCACUUAGGGAUAAGAACUUGUCAUUUUGUUUAAAAAAGCCUGCCAUAACAGACAAGCUACUCUAAUAUUUUUGUCCUAUAAAGAAAUUUAUGCAGUCUCAGCGGCAUGGGCUCCUGGCAGUGUGUCAGUGACAAUGAGUUUUUCGCCUCCUGUCAAGUUUUAGGUUGUAAAGAUAGUGUUCCUACAACUGGUGGAAAUGCCGAUGGAGCUUGCUGUACAUUCCCCUACAUUUACAAGGGUGUGGCCCACUGGACAUGCACAAAUAAAAAUGCUUCAAAGGAAUGGUGCUCUGUGACUGAAGUCUUUGAAAUCGACGGAAAGUGGGGAUACUGCGCUCCAUAA
Messenger RNA from Porites evermanni, 14987 nucleotides. The record is from the annotation of a GenBank genome assembly. Lineage: Eukaryota; Metazoa; Cnidaria; Anthozoa; Scleractinia; Poritidae.